This is a messenger RNA of Megalops cyprinoides (Indo-Pacific tarpon), 1719 nucleotides long. RefSeq names its product transmembrane protein 19-like. Gene Ontology annotation, cellular component: membrane. The transcript is spliced from 7 exons. Lineage: Eukaryota; Metazoa; Chordata; Actinopteri; Elopiformes; Megalopidae. The record is from RefSeq and is a predicted model, not a curated record. Bases 219 to 1205 code for a protein of 328 amino acids.
UCAUAUCCCGUUUUCUGUCAACGAGGAACUACACACCCUGCAAAAUAACGUGGAUUAUUUUAAUAUAAUUUUUUAGUGUAGUAGGACUUCGUUAGCUAGCCAGCUUGAUUUAAAUGGACGCUUAUGGAACGUGCGAAUGAAAGACAGCAUCGUCAUGGCUUUGGCGACUGCAGGAACUUAUCUGAUCAACACUAACAGCAUUUGAGCAAGAGACAGUAAUGAAACAGUAUUUCAAGAUGAUGACUGAUAUGAUAGUGUUGUGUGCGACUCUGGCCAUCUCUCUGUCGUUCUGGAUCAUUUCUAUGACGGCCAGCACUUACUAUGGCACUUUACAGCCCGUGUCUCCGUGGCGUUGGCUGUUUUCAAUUCUGGUCCCCCUAAUUCUUGUUUCACGUGCUAUGAAGCGGAAGAGCCUUGACCACAGUGGAGCACUUGGAGGAAUGCUGGUUGGAUUCAUUCUUACAAUGGCUAACAUGAGCUUCUUUUCCUCCUUGUUGGCAUUUUUUGUCACCUCUUCUAAACUCACGAGGUGGAAGGGUGAAGUCAAGAAACGUAUUGAUGCAGAAUAUAAAGAAGGGGGACAGAGAAACUGGAUGCAGGUGUUCUGUAAUGGGGGCGUCCCAACAGAACUGGCCCUGCUCUACAUGAUCGAGGUAGGCCCUGGGGAAAUCCCAGUGGAUUUCGGGAAGCAGUACACGGCCACCUGGAUGUGCCUGGCCCUGCUGGGGGCACUGGCCUGCAGCACGGGGGACACCUGGGCAUCUGAGGUGGGGCCUGUCCUCAGUAAGAGUAAGCCCCGCCUCAUCACCUCCUGGAAAGAGGUCCCCGCAGGUACAAAUGGGGGAGUUACCCCAGUGGGACUUGUGGCCAGCUUACUGGGUGGCAUGACGGUUGGCGUGGCUUACUUCAUCACCCAGCUGCUGUUCGUGAGGGACCUGAACCUGGCAGCUCCCCAGUGGCCAGUCAUCAUUUACGGGGCGAUGGCGGGGCUGCUAGGGUCAAUUCUGGACUCUCUUCUUGGGGCCAGCAUGCAGUAUUCAGGUUAUGAGGAAGGCACUGGCAAAGUUGUGAAUCAUGAAUCAAGGACUGCGAAGUGGAUAUGUGGGAAACCAAUCCUGGACAACAACGCUGUCAAUCUUUUCUCCUCCAUAAUAAUUGCUUUGGUGCUGCCUGGCGUGGCGUGGGGCUUCUGGCCAAGGCAGUAGAAUGGACAUGGACUGUAUGAAAUCUGUGAUGUUGAAAAGGUUAUUUGUAGUGAGGAUGUCUUAGAGUCUUAAAGGUUUUCUGGUAGUGCCGUGGAAGCUCAAUAAUCACGAUGUCACUUCUCAUUUUUUGGUCUGUAUGUUGAAACACACCUGGGGCCAAGGAAUAGUAGUACUAUUCCUUAUUGUUUAACGUUUACACUUAUUUAAACUUGCAGUUAAUUCUGACAUUUCUGGAAAAAGUCAAUAAAUGGGAUAAUGAACCCCAGAGAAAGUGUCCGGUUUUAUGCAACAAGCACAUACCAAGUUAUUCGGACAAUCGCCCUUAAAAGGUUGAAUUCUAAAUCAAGAUUCCUGCAUUUUCUAAGACAGCUUAGACCCCAAGGCUUUAUUUAUCAGUCCUGUGUAGAAAUGGUGUUGAAGUUGGUUCUUUCAUACAAACUAAAAUAUUUGUGUGCACUGAGUGUUCUCAAACCAUUUAUGUGUUAAUUGUUAAUAAAUCUCACCUAUUCUGAAG